Chinchilla lanigera (long-tailed chinchilla) is the source of this 1050-nucleotide messenger RNA. RefSeq names its product olfactory receptor 2AJ1-like. Gene Ontology annotation, cellular component: membrane. Bases 1 to 1050 code for a protein of 349 amino acids. Gene Ontology annotation, biological process: G protein-coupled receptor signaling pathway. Gene Ontology annotation, molecular function: olfactory receptor activity. The transcript has 5 exons. Lineage: Eukaryota; Metazoa; Chordata; Mammalia; Rodentia; Chinchillidae. The record is from RefSeq and is a predicted model, not a curated record.
AUGAUAGCAGUGGACUGCAGCCUGCCUGAUCUAGUGUCCAGAGGCAGUUCAGUGCAUGCACAGAACCCAGACAUGAGCUGCACUAAGAGCAUUAUCACAGAUUGCCUGGCAACUCAGAGAAUGUGCAGAGCCAGAUGUGAACUGCAGUUUCAGCAGAUCAUGGAGUGCCUGACCCAGUGUCACCAGGCGGCUCAGGGCACAGACAGGAUGGGCACAGACAUGAACCACAGUGUCAGCGACUCCCCGAUGUACUUCCUGCUCAGCCAUCUCUCCUUCAUGGAUAUCUUGCACAUUUCCAACAUCAUCCCCAAAAUGAUCACCAACUUCCUGUCUCUUCUCUCUUUUUUUAGAAUGAACCAAACAUUUAGCAACACGGCCAUGCCUGGUGUGUUGGCACCUUUGGGGCAGGUGCAUGUCCAUCAUGACUACCUGGCAUGGGGUCUGCAGGCUGCCACGUUCUCUGGUCCUAAAUGGCUGACUGUGCAAAGCCAUAAAACACGAUUGAAGAAAGUUUCGAUGCCUCAUGGCAGUGUGAACAGGGUGGCGGAAGGGCUGGUGGGGACCCUCAACUCCAUUGUGCACACAGUGUAUGUGCUCCACUUUCCCUUCUGUGAGCCUAGGGUGAUCGAUCACUAUUUCUGUGAGAUCCCUGCCCUGCUGAAGUUGUCCUGUGAGGACACAUCACACUAUGAAAGAGGGGUUGAUGUUAGCGCCAUUAUUUUCCUGUUCAUCCCUUUCUUCAUGAUCUCUCUGUCUUAUGUCAAAAUUUUGCACACUGUCUUGCAAACCAAAUCGUCCCAGGCCUGGAAAAAGUCCUUUUCCACCUGUUCCUUCCACAUGGUUGUGGUUGUCAUGUACUAUGGGCCACUCAUUUUCACAUACAUGAGACCUAAGUCGUACCACACUCCUGGCCAGGAUAAGGUCCAGGCCAUAUUCUAUACCAUCCUCACGCCCAGCCUCAACCCUAUCAUCUACAGCUUCAGGAAUAAAGAUGUGCUAAAGGCAAUGAAAAAUAUUGUAAAAUAUUCAUUCAUGAUAAAAAAUUUGUAA